AUGAAGUUGAAAUUUAGCCCUUACCAGAAGAAGGCAAGACCCAGACUACUAAAAAGAACAUUCGUGGGUGACCAUGAUUUUCCACAGUCGGAUAUCGGACUGGAAAAAUUCUGCUCACCUGAGAAAGAAACGACAUUUGUCAGCAACAACAUAGAAGGGACAGGAGCACUGUAUCCUUUGGAGGAAGGCAAUAGCAAGACAGACCAGCCUUCUCUUGGUGAUGAUUUAGCGGCCAAACAGUCGGGUACCUUAUUGGGAGGAAACACUGAGGAUGACAGUUGUGUUAUUAUUGGAUACUCCCCUGGGAGCGACAAGACAGACCAGUCUUCCCUUGGUGAUGAUUUCGCGGACAAACUGUCGGGUACCUUAGUGGGCGGAAACAAUGAUGAUGACAGUUGUGUUUUUAUUGGAUACUCCCCUAGGAGAGACAAGCCAUCAGAUCUACACAACAAAGAUAACGGGAAUAGCUCACGUAAGGACAAAGGUUGGAACCCUAAGCUCAUCUUCGAAUCUGAGAAGAAGGAGACUUCAUCAGUCAGUGAUGGCGAUGCAACAUCUGGUAUCGCAGACAAGAAGAAACCCUCAUGGUGGUCCCCGUGUGGUACUUUGGACUUCCUGUUCACACAUUCAGAGGUUGACGAGUCCAACAAAAAAUACCGGACGUGGUCAGAACUGGACACCUCAGAGGGCAAAGCUAGUUCAUUUCCUCCAAGAGAAAGCUAUAUACCCACUGAUCAGGCGUGGUGGUAUGCACAGAAUGUCAUCGCCACUGGUCGUGACAUAAUUUACAGACCUCUGGUGGAUGAAUGGAAGGAACGUAUGGAUGGAUGGUCACAGCUGAUGCGCUUGAUCAAUGAAUCAGAAACACGGAGACUGGUCCCUACAGAAGAAUAUCCAACUCAUGUGUGUGAGUGGUUGGCCCGGGUUGAUUUCAGACACGAGUGUGUGAGACAAAAGAUAGACUACACACGACACAGACCCAAACGUCUGCGUGAAAAACCAGGUUUCUGUGCCAGACACCGGCCUUAUGUGAGAAAAACUCGUAACCACAGAGAGGCUUUUGCAAAUGUAGGUCGCAUGGACCUCAACAGAGUGCAGUUUAUAGACAACUUCUAAUCUGAAUGUAUAUCGGAACACUUCCAAAGAUAUGGAGAUGGCAAAGUCUUACAAAAUGGGACAAGCAAUUAUGCAAUUACAUCAGUG
Messenger RNA from Saccostrea echinata, 1203 nucleotides. RefSeq lists its product as uncharacterized. The transcript is spliced from 8 exons. Bases 1 to 1116 code for a protein of 371 amino acids. The record is from RefSeq and is a predicted model, not a curated record. Lineage: Eukaryota; Metazoa; Mollusca; Bivalvia; Ostreida; Ostreidae.